GAGAAGCAGCGUAUGACAGACCGGUUGGAGGACACCAGUCUGAGGCUGAAGGAUGAGAUGGACCUCUACAGGAAGAUGAUGGACAAGCUGUGGCAGAACAGACAUGAAUUCCAGAAGGAGAGAGAGGCCAUGCAAGAGUUGAUAGAGGACCUGCGUCGGGAGUUGGAGCACCUGCAGCUGUUUAAGCUGGGUUCAGAGGCGGGGCAGGGGGCGGGGCUAUCAGAAUACAACGCCAAGACACGGGAAAUAGAGAUGGAGCAUGAGGUCAAGAGACUCAAACAGGAGAACUUUAAGCUGCAGGACCAGAACAUGACCUGA
Messenger RNA from Oncorhynchus keta (chum salmon), 318 nucleotides. Its product is annotated as rab11 family-interacting protein 4A-like. NCBI's taxonomy places the organism in Eukaryota, Metazoa, Chordata, Actinopteri, Salmoniformes, Salmonidae. The transcript is spliced from 3 exons. Gene Ontology annotation, biological process: endocytic recycling; regulation of cytokinesis. Gene Ontology annotation, cellular component: recycling endosome membrane; midbody; endocytic vesicle. The annotation marks the transcript as partial. The record is from RefSeq and is a predicted model, not a curated record.